Mesorhabditis belari is the source of this 909-nucleotide messenger RNA. NCBI's taxonomy places the organism in Eukaryota, Metazoa, Nematoda, Chromadorea, Rhabditida, Rhabditidae. The record is from the annotation of a GenBank genome assembly.
AUGUCUUUUGGUCAAGGGAAUAUUAACAAUGAUGUUCAAGUGCUUUUCAUAUUUGCUCUAGGCAUUCUCGGCGUUUUGACUGGUCUCUAUGGCUUUCGAGUAGUCCUCAACAGUUCUGUCAUCAAUGGAAUCGUUCGCCAUUUUCUUCUUUGCAUUACUCUUUCCGCGACAACGAUCAAUGCUUGUCAUUUGUGUUGGGGAAUGCCGAGAGCACUUUGGUCUGAAAGCGUCAACAUUCCCCUUAUCGACAAUAUUUUCGGCUUCAUCGCUUUUGGAUUGAUCUCAGUGAUCUUAAUAUCAAAGAUUUUAUUGGGCAUUAAUCGCUUUACCGCGAUUAUCUUUGAGGGGAAAUUUUAUGGAAUCAUGGAAAAUCACAAAAAUUUCCAAUACAGUAUUUUGAUCGGCUAUUCGAUUCUGAUGAGUGCGCCGAUGGUAUUUCCCGGAUUUCGUGUGAUUUGGGUGACCGACGGGGUGAACGCGUUCUUUCUCGAAAACAGUCCAUACAGUGAUCUUUAUCUUAAUAUUUCGCAGCCUUUCGCCGGCUAUGCAACGAUCAUGAUUUGUCUCUUCCUUGACACGAUCACUUUUAUUCUUAUUUAUCGACGAAUGAAAAUUUUUAAACUCAAAAGUUUACAUCAACAACGAGCAAAUCUGAAGAAGCAAUACUUUUUGUUAACACAGGUAAAGAUGACUGGAGGUGGAGUAAAGAUGACUGGAGCGGGGGUAAAGAUGACUGGAGCGGGGGUAAAGAUGACUGGAGCUGGAGUAAAGAUGACUGGAGCGGGGGGUAAAGAUGACUGGAGCGGGGGUAAAGAUGACUGGAGCGGGGGUAAAGAUGACUGGAGCUGGAGUAAAGAUGACUGGAGCGGGGGUAAAGAUGACUGGAGCGGGGGUAAAGAUGCGCUGGAG